AUGUCAACCUCUUUUUAUGGCGAUUACUACUCUAGCUCUUAUAAUGUUAGAAGAAUUAGGAAAAGUAACAGUCCAGAAACCAGUGAGAGCGUCACUACUUCCACUACCUCCACUACCCUCGCUACUUCCACAAGCUCUAAUAAAAGCACUUCUGAUGUUCAUAAGUCUAUUGAAGACGAAGAAUUAAGAAAGCUCCGCCGAUUAUGGUGGGAAGAGGGUAACAUACACCCACAAGCAAAAUGGGAAGAGGCCAAACUUCCAUAUGUCAUUGCCAAGGAAAUUACAUUAGAUGAGUAUGAAAAACGCACAGAUGAAUUUAACGUCCAUGGUCUUUGGGAAUGGAUCAAUUAUGAAAUCAUCAUUUAUGAACUCCCAUUAAAGCACCACGAAACCUUUGUUGUUUCGAUCACCUCAGAAAUAUUAGAGAAAUGUCAUCCUGUUAAACGAACUAAUGCCGCAAUCGGGGGUCUUGGCGCAACUCGAACUCGUGCCGACAAUUUCGGCAAGGAAGCUGAUGCAAGUUUUCGACCUAAAAAACCACGAGUACAACCACCAAACGGAAGCGACGGAGAGGACGAACCCUGGCCAAAUCUUAUUAUUGAAGUUGCGUAUUCUGAAAGCGAACAGCAUGCCUUAGACAAG
Molecule: messenger RNA, 642 nt
Organism: Funneliformis geosporum
Lineage: Eukaryota; Fungi; Glomeromycota; Glomeromycetes; Glomerales; Glomeraceae
Source: the annotation of a GenBank genome assembly